AUGGCAGAGGAGAACUGCACUGUGCUUGCUGAAUUUGUAUUCCUAGGCCUCUCCAGUAGAAAAGAUAUUCAACAGGGCCUCUUUGUAUUCUUCCUUCUUGUUUAUGGCAUAACUUUGGUUGGCAACCUAGGCAUGAUCCUUCUCAUCAAAACAGAUCCCACACUUCACACCCCCAUGUAUUAUUUCCUGGGAAAUCUGUCUUUCUGUGAUGUCUGCUAUUCCUCAACUGUAUCUCCCAAGAUGCUGGCUGAUUUCCUAUCUGAGCAAAAGAGGAUUUCAUACAAUUUAUGUGCCAUACAAAUGUAUUUUUUUGGAGCCUUUGCAGAUGUGGAAUGUCUCUUGUUGGCUGUUAUGGCCUAUGACCGUUACGUUGCCAUUUGCAAUCCACUCCUUUAUACAAUCACAAUGUCCAGGAGGGUCUGUAGCCAGCUGGUGUCCUGUGUUUAUAUCGUAGGCUUGGUAGACUCAGCCAUCCACACAAGCUGCACAUUUCGAUUGGUCUUCUGCACCUCAAAUGUCAUCAAUCACUUUUUCUGUGAUAUCCCACCCUUGCUGGCCUUGUCUUGCUCAGACACAUACAUAAAUGAGGUUGUGAUGUUCACUUUCAUUGGCUGUGUCGUGGGAAGCAGUGUUGGCGCUGUCCUCCUCUCCUACAGCUCCAUCAUUAUCACCAUCUUUAGGAUGAACUCAGCUGAGGGCAGACGCAAAGCCUUCUCCACCUGUGUUGCCCACCUGUCAGCCGUGGCCAUGUUUCAUGGUACCCUCCUGUUCAUGUAUUUCCGACCCAGCUCCAUUUACUCCAUGGACACAGACAAAAUGGCCUCCUUAUUCUAUACAGUUGUCAUCCCUAUGCUGAACCCUCUGAUUUACAGUUUAAGAAAUAAAGAUGUGAAGGGGGCUGUGAGAAAAGCAAUCAGCACUGCACGGUGUUCUAGGUAA
This is a messenger RNA of Cavia porcellus (domestic guinea pig), 939 nucleotides long. Its product is annotated as olfactory receptor 5AP2-like. The coding region runs from base 1 to 939 and encodes 312 amino acids. Gene Ontology annotation, cellular component: membrane. The transcript has a single exon. Gene Ontology annotation, biological process: G protein-coupled receptor signaling pathway; sensory perception of smell. NCBI's taxonomy places the organism in Eukaryota, Metazoa, Chordata, Mammalia, Rodentia, Caviidae. Gene Ontology annotation, molecular function: odorant binding; olfactory receptor activity; G protein-coupled receptor activity. The record is from RefSeq and is a predicted model, not a curated record.